Molecule: messenger RNA, 957 nt
Organism: Aspergillus bombycis
Lineage: Eukaryota; Fungi; Ascomycota; Eurotiomycetes; Eurotiales; Aspergillaceae
Product: NmrA/HSCARG family protein
Exons: 1
Coding region: 1-957 (318 amino acids)
Source: RefSeq, a predicted model, not a curated record
AUGGCAAAGAAGAUUAUCUCGGUUGUUGGCGCCACUGGCGUCCAGGGCGGCUCAGUCAUCGAUGCCCUCCUGAAAGAAAACGUGUAUCAGAUCCGUGCCCUGACCCGAAACCCCGCCAGCGAGGCCGCGCAGAAACUGGCGCAAAAAGGCGUGCAGGUUGUAUGCGCCGAUGCCUCAGACGUCCCAUCUCUGAUUGCUGCAUUUGACGGUUCCUCUGCGAUCUUUGCAAUGACCAAUUUUGCAGAACCGUACUUCAGUACUGGUAGUGUGGAAAGGGCCAUCGCCAUUGAGGCAGAGCAGGGAAUCAACUUGGCUAAGGCUGCGGCGGCGAUCGCUACCUUAGACCACUACAUCUGGUCAACCCUCCCGAAUAGCAUGGAUGUCACUGGCGGGAAGAUCAUGGUCCCCCAGUUCGAAGGAAAGAACAAGGUUGAUAAAUUUAUUCAGUUGGACAGUGCGCUCCUGGCAAAGACGACAUUCUUGGUCCUCGGAUUUUACUCUGAGGACUUCGCGUACCCCACCUUCGCUCCUGUGGAGAUCCCCGGUGCUGGUCAGUAUGUCCAGCUCCUCUGCACCCCCGGUGAUACUCCUAUCCUCGGACUGGGCCAUGCUCGGACAAAUGUCGGGUUGUUUGUCAAGGCUAUCCUGGAACACCCCGAGAAGACCACCUUGGGCAAGACUGUCUCUGCAUUCACAGAGCAGACAACCCCCGAGAAGCUGCUGCAAAGCUGGGCAAAGGUUAACGGAAAGAAAGCUCUUUAUGUUGAGGUCAAUAUUAAGACAUUUAGUACCUUGUGGACUAACGCGGGCGUUGACGUGAUUGCCAAGAUGAUGGAUUUCCACCGGUAUAUGGACCGGAAUCCUUGGGCGGGAAGUAAGGACAUCUUGACAAAGGAUGAUUUGGGCGUGGAAGGGUUGCUGAGUAUUGAGGAGAGCUUUGCAGCCUUGAAAUUUUAG